AUGACUACACAGAACUCUUUUAGAAAGGAAAAGGAUACCUUUGGUGAUAUUCUUGUUCCUGCUGAAAAGUACUGGGGUGCCCAGACUCAGCGUUCGCUUCAAAACUUUGAUAUUGGCGGCUCAUCGGAGCGUAUUCCUGAGCCUGUCAUCAAGGCAUUCGCUAUUAUUAAAAAAGCAGCCGCAACUGUCAAUAUGGAGACUGGUCUUGACCAGACUGUUGGAAAGGCUAUUGUUCAGGCUGCAGAUGAGGUGAUUCAAGGCAAGCUCAAUGAUCAUUUCCCCCUUGUCGUCUGGCAAACUGGCUCUGGUACCCAGACCAACAUGAAUGUCAAUGAGGUUCUUGCCAACCGCGCAAUCGAGCUUCUUGGUGGUGAACUUGGUUCCCAAAAGCCUGUCCAUCCAAACGACCAUGUCAACAGUGGUCAGUCCUCCAAUGACACUUUUCCUACUGCCAUGCAUGUUGCUGCUGCCCUUGAGUUCAACUCUCGCCUUCUCCCCGCUUUGCAAGUUCUUGAAACAGCUUUGGCCGAAAAAUCCCAGGCUUUCCAGCACAUUAUCAAGAUUGGUCGUACCCAUCUUCAAGAUGCUACCCCUCUAACUCUUGGUCAAGAGUUUUCUGGAUACACUCAACAAAUUACCUAUGGCAUUGAGCGCGUGCGCUCCUCGCUUCCUCAUCUAUACAAUCUUGCUCAAGGCGGCACUGCUGUUGGUACUGGGCUCAAUACUAAAAAGGGAUACGAUGUCAAGAUUGCUUCUCAGAUUGCUCAUGAUACUGGCCUUCCUUUCCAGACUGCACCUAACAAGUUCGAGGCUCUUGCUGCACAUGAUGCUAUUGUCGAAGCUAGCGGUGCUCUCAAUACUCUUGCUGUCUCUCUCAACAAAAUUGCCAACGAUGUUCGCAUGCUUGGAUCUGGACCUCGUUGUGGCCUUGGUGAGCUUCUUCUUCCUGAAAACGAACCAGGGUCAUCCAUCAUGCCCGGAAAAGUCAAUCCUACUCAAUGCGAGGCUAUGACUAUGCUUAACGUGUUCAAGCCCGUCAUGAUCAAGAAUCUACUGCAUUCUACUCGCCUGCUUGCCGAUGCCUGCCUAUCCUUCACAAAGAACUGCGUGGUAGGCAUUCAAGCCAACGAAAAGCGUAUCGAAUCGCUUCUGCAUGAAUCCCUCAUGCUCGUUACUGCUCUCAACCCAUAUAUUGGAUAUGACAACGCUGCCAAGGCUGCCAAGAAAGCCCACAAAGAAGGCACCUCACUCAAGCAGGCCACUAUUUCUCUGGGUUUGCUUACUUCGGAACAGUUUGACCAGUAUGUUCGUCCAGAGACCAUGAUCGGCCCCAAACCAUAAGAUUAGCUUGUCUUGUGAAAUUGGAGUAUUUUGGGUUUUUCUACAAUGACCUCACGUUUAUGCUUUUCAUUCGUUCAAUUCUGGCUUGAACUCCCAUGCUGGUUCAAUAAAUAAUUGUUUCUACAACUA
Batrachochytrium dendrobatidis JAM81 is the source of this 1470-nucleotide messenger RNA. RefSeq lists its product as uncharacterized. Gene Ontology annotation, biological process: fumarate metabolic process; malate metabolic process; tricarboxylic acid cycle. Gene Ontology annotation, cellular component: tricarboxylic acid cycle heteromeric enzyme complex; mitochondrion. The transcript is spliced from 5 exons. The coding region runs from base 1 to 1341 and encodes 446 amino acids. The record is from RefSeq and is a predicted model, not a curated record. Gene Ontology annotation, molecular function: fumarate hydratase activity. NCBI's taxonomy places the organism in Eukaryota, Fungi, Chytridiomycota, Chytridiomycetes, Rhizophydiales.